AAAGAGACUUUACAGCCAUAUGAAAACAUAUCUAUAUGACACACUCUACAUGGCAUAUAUAUAUAUAUAUAUAUAUAGGUAGACCAUAUCACUAAGAACCCACCCACUUCACCAAACUGUUUUUUCCCCACACAAAAACCAAAAACCAAAACCAAGCCAUGAAACCUCUACUAUUCUCAGCAACCCCACUAGCCCUCCUGCUCAUCAUCACCACCAUUGUCCAAGGGCUAAACCUCAAUUGCCAAAACCAGGACAAAGGCUCAACCCUCCAGGUCCUCCACGUAUACAGUCCAUGCUCACCAUUCAGACCAUCCAAGCCAUUGUCAUGGGAAGAGUCUGUCCUCCAAAUGCAAGCCAAGGACCAAGCCAGGCUACAGUUCUUGUCCAGCCUUGUGGCGCGUAAGUCCGUCGUGCCGAUCGCCUCCGGGAGACAGAUUAUACAGAGCCCAACUUACAUUGUCAGGGCCAAAAUCGGCACGCCGGUCCAGACCUUGCUCUUGGCCCUUGAUACCAGCAAUGAUGCUGCUUGGAUACCUUGUGCCGGCUGUGUGGGUUGCUCUUCCGCUGCUUUUGCUCCUAUUAAGUCCACCUCUUUCAAGAGCUUGGGCUGCCAAGCUCCUCAGUGCAGACAGGUGCCCAAUCCCACUUGCACUGGUACCACCUGCAGUUUCAACUUAACGUACGGUGGCUCUUCCAUUGCAGCAGACUUAUCCCAAGACACAAUCACCCUUGCAAACGACGCCGUUCCAGCCUACACCUUCGGUUGCAUCAAAAAAGCCACAGGAAGUUCUUUACCUCCUCAGGGUCUUUUGGGCCUGGGCCGUGGCCCAUUAUCUCUUCUAUCUCAGACCCAAAACCUUUACCAAUCCACUUUCUCAUACUGCUUGCCUAGCUUCAAGUCCCUAAACUUCUCUGGUUCAUUGAGACUUGGACCAAUUGGUCAACCUAUAAGGAUCAAAUACACACCAUUGCUGAAAAACCCUAGAAGAUCUUCACUUUAUUAUGUUAAUCUUUUUGCUAUUAGGGUUGGAAGGAAGGUUGUGGAUAUUCCUCCUGCUGAUUUGGCAUUCAAUCCGACCACCGGUGCCGGGACUAUUUUCGAUUCCGGCACAGUGUUCACUAGGCUAGUUGCAUCAGCAUACACCGCUGUCCGUGAUGAAUUCCGAAAAAGAGUAAAGCCGAACGCAGCAAUAACCACACUGGGAGGGUUUGACACAUGCUACUCGGUCCCAAUCACCGCACCCACCGUAACAUUCAUGUUCACCGGGAUGAAUGUGACACUUCCACCGGACAACCUCCUAAUCCACAGCACCGCCGGUAGCAUCACUUGCUUGGCUAUGGCGGCGGCACCCGACAAUGUGAACUCGGUGUUGAAUGUGAUAGCCAACAUGCAGCAACAGAACCAUAGGAUUCUCUAUGAUGUGCCAAACUCGAGGCUCGGUGUUGCCCGUGAGCCCUGCACCUAAAUUUUUUUUUUGGGUUUUCAAAAGGACUUGUGCUUGGUCUUUAGUUAAUAGCUAUAGUAGUUUGUUUUUGUUUUUGGCAUUAUUUUUGGUACAAUUUGCUUUAUGUCGGUAAUGCGGAUGGUAAAGAGUGAUUUGUGUGGUGGGGUAUGAAUAUGAUCAACUUAGGAAGGGUUUUAUUUUGCCUAACUGUUUUAUAUGAAAAAUCCAACUCUAAAGUCUUUGUAGUGGGGUCCAUGUCACGGGGUUUCUGUAGCUUUUCUGUGGCUAUGUCUUUUUAAAGUUAUUUUGUUUUUCUUUUUUUUUCGAUGAUUGCUCAUGUAGGUCGUACAAUGUCACGGGUUCAUUCGCAAGAACCUUACAAAUAAUUGUCGGUUCAAUAAAUAUAAAUUGUUCUCAUUUCUACA
This is a messenger RNA of Ziziphus jujuba (common jujube), 1870 nucleotides long. Its product is annotated as aspartyl protease AED3. Lineage: Eukaryota; Viridiplantae; Streptophyta; Magnoliopsida; Rosales; Rhamnaceae. Gene Ontology annotation, biological process: proteolysis. Gene Ontology annotation, molecular function: aspartic-type endopeptidase activity. The transcript has 3 exons. The coding region runs from base 159 to 1466 and encodes 435 amino acids. The record is from RefSeq and is a predicted model, not a curated record.